AUGGCCAAUCUUGGUGGUAGUAAUGAGCAUGCAAAGUAUGUUCUAGCUAUAGACCAGGGAACUACCUCUUCACGGGCGAUUAUAUUCGGAGAUGAUGCUCAGGUGCUGCACGUAAAGGGUUAUCCUUUCGAACAGAAAUAUCCUAAUCCAGGAUGGUGUGAACAGGAUCCAUAUGCUAUAUUAGAAUCAACAAUUAAAUCAGUUAACGAGGUGGCAGAAUUGAUAGUACCCUAUGGUAGUAUAACAGCAGUUGGUAUAACUAAUCAGCGUGAGACAGUUAUAGCAUGGGAUAAGGUAACUGGUAAACCAUUAUAUAACGCUAUUGUAUGGUUGGAUCUGAGGACUUAUGAUACUGUAAAGGCUCUCACCAUGGAUGGUAGUAAAGAUAGAUUCCGUCAUAUUACUGGAUUGCCCAUCAGCACUUAUUUUACUGCACUCAAGAUAAGAUGGUUAUUGGAUAAUGUUGAUGAAGUUAGUGAUGCAGUAAAGGAAGGAAGAUGCCUUUUUGGUACAGUCGAUUCAUGGCUUACAUAUAACCUAACUGGUGGACAUAAUAAUGGUGGAAUACAUGUCACUGAUGUUACCAAUGCAUCAAGAUACAUGCUGAUGGACCUGUCGAAGCUUGAAUGGUGUGAAGACAUUUGUAAUGAGCUAGGUAUACCUAUCGACACCUUGCCCAAUAUAGUACCAUCUUGUGGACAUAUUGGUACCAUAGCUGAAUCACCAUCACACCAUGGCUUGGAGUUACAUCCCUCUCUCCUUAAUGUACCAAUAACAGCCAUAUUGGGUGAUCAACAGUCAGCGUUACUAGGCCAUGGUUGUGUAGAAGAUGGUCAGGCUAAGUGUACCUACGGCACAGGAUGCUUCAUGCUAGCCAAUACCGGCGAUAAGAUUAUACAAUCAUCAUUUGGUCUCCUAACCACAGUAGCAUUCCAGCGAGAGGGAAGCCCUGUGAAAUACGCAUUGGAAGGUUCGAUAGCUAUAGCUGGCAGAGCUGUACAAUGGCUACGCGAUCAACUGGGUGUAAUAGAAUCGGCACCAGAGGUAGAGGAAUUGGCCAGUACAGUACCCAAUACAGCUGGUGUUACUGUAGUACCUGCCUUCUCUGGUCUAUUCACUCCACAUUGGCGUCCCGAUGCUAGGGCUGUAAUUGCUGGCAUGACUUUGGGCACUACUAAGGCCCAUAUAUGCAGGGCGGUACUGGAAGGUGUAGCAUUACAGGUGGUAGAUGUUGUGAGGGUUAUGGAACGAGAAUUAGAACACCCAUUAUCGGAGUUCUAUGCUGAUGGUGGUAUGACCAGUAAUAAUCUAUUGAUGCAAAUGCAGGCAGACUUCUUACCUAAGGAUAUAUACCCUGCUAUGAUGGCAGAGACUACUGCGUUUGGUGCUGCCUAUGCUGCUGGUCUAGCUUUAGAUUUAUGGAAAGUACCAUUGCAGGAAUUGAUAGUCAAUCUAGGAGGCCAUCGAAAGGUGGAGCCUCACCCAGCUGCAUUAGAGCGGAAGAGGGCUAUUAUGAGAAGAUGGAAUGAUGCCUUACAAAGAUCUUUAGGUCUAGAGGAGUAA
Molecule: messenger RNA, 1563 nt
Organism: Perkinsus marinus ATCC 50983
Lineage: Eukaryota; Perkinsozoa; Perkinsida; Perkinsidae
Product: glycerol kinase, putative
Exons: 2
Coding region: 1-1563 (520 amino acids)
Biological process (GO): glycerol-3-phosphate biosynthetic process; glycerol metabolic process; triglyceride metabolic process
Cellular component (GO): mitochondrion
Molecular function (GO): glycerol kinase activity
Source: RefSeq, a predicted model, not a curated record